GCCAAAGCGAGAGCGACGAGAUUAUGUAAAUAGCUGGAUUCCGGCUGAGGUAUCCUAUUGGCCAUCGGGACAAAACUAUGCUUUAGCCAAUCAAAGUGCUCCGUGGACAAUCGCCGCUCUGCCUAUAAAAGGGUGAAGCAGCGCCGUCCGCGGCGACUUUCUCGGUCGGCAGGCUAGGGCUGCUCGCAGUGACUGUAGCUAUCAUGUCUGGUCGUGGCAAGCAAGGAGGCAAAGCUCGCGCUAAGGCCAAGUCGCGGUCAUCCCGCGCUGGCCUUCAGUUCCCAGUGGGGCGAGUGCACCGCUUGCUGCGCAAAGGCAACUACGCCGAGCGGGUUGGGGCCGGCGCGCCCGUCUAUAUGGCGGCGGUCCUCGAGUACCUGACGGCGGAAAUCCUGGAGUUGGCCGGUAACGCGGCCCGGGACAACAAGAAGACGCGCAUCAUCCCCCGCCACCUCCAGCUGGCCAUCCGCAACGACGAGGAGCUGAACAAGCUGUUGGGCAAAGUCACCAUCGCCCAGGGCGGCGUCUUACCUAACAUCCAGGCCGUCUUGCUCCCUAAGAAGACUGAGAGUCACCACAAGGCAAAGGGCAAGUGAGGCCUGCGUCCUUCUGGAAGCUCAGCUCAGCCCAGCCCUCGUCUCGGAUAGGCGUAGCCGUGAAAUCAAAGGCUCUUUUCAGAGCCACCCCCUCUUUCAAAUAAAGAGCUGUUACAAUGUCUA
This is a messenger RNA of Otolemur garnettii (small-eared galago), 719 nucleotides long. Its product is annotated as histone H2A type 2-A. Bases 204 to 596 code for a protein of 130 amino acids. Gene Ontology annotation, molecular function: DNA binding; protein heterodimerization activity; structural constituent of chromatin. Gene Ontology annotation, cellular component: nucleosome. The transcript has a single exon. Lineage: Eukaryota; Metazoa; Chordata; Mammalia; Primates; Galagidae. The record is from RefSeq and is a predicted model, not a curated record.